UCAAGCUUCCUCAGCUCUACCCUCCUCCCUCCUUAUAUAAAGGCCACUCGUCCUGCCCAACCCUUCCCCCACCAUCAUCACUGCAACAAGUAGCUAGAGCUAGUCGAUCUCAAGAGCUGCAAUCAGCUACCAUGAGUGCAGCAAUGGCGGCUGCCCUUGCACUAUUCUCGCUGCUCGCCGCCGCGUGGGGCCUGCCGCCGCAGCUGGACCCUCACUUCUACGACCGCUCGUGCCCGCAAGCGCAGCAGAUCGUGGCGUCCAUCGUCGGGAAGGUGCACUACCAGGACCCCCGCAUGGCGGCCUCCCUCCUCCGCCUCCACUUCCAUGACUGCUUUGUCAAGGGUUGCGACGCAUCGAUCUUGCUGGACAGCAGCGCGACGAUCGUGAGCGAGAAGCGGUCGAACCCUAACCGGGACUCUGCGAGGGGGUUCGAGGUGAUUGACGAGAUCAAGGCGGCGUUGGAGGCAGCUUGCCCGCACACCGUCUCCUGUGCCGACAUCCUUGCCCUCGCCGCACGCGACUCCACUGUCAUGACGGGAGGGCCAGGGUGGAUCGUGCCGCUGGGGAGGAGAGACUCGCGUGGAGCCAGCGUGCAGGGCUCCAACAACGACAUCCCUGCUCCCAACAACACCCUCCCCACCAUCAUCACCAAGUUCAAGCUCCAGGGCCUCGACAUCCUCGACCUCGUCGCCCUACUUGGUAGCCACACCAUCGGUGACUCGAGGUGCACGAGCUUCCGGCAGCGGCUGUACAACCAGACGGGGAACGGCCUGCCGGACUUGACGCUGGACGCGUCCUACGCGGCGGCGCUGCGGCCCCGGUGCCCGCGCUCCGGCGGCGACCAGAACCUCUUCUUCCUCGACCCCGUCACGCCCUUCAAGUUCGACAACCAGUACUACAAGAACCUGCUCGCCUACCGCGGCCUGCUCAGCUCCGACGAGGUGCUCCUCACCGCCAGCCCGGCCACGGCGGAGCUCGUCAAGCUCUACGCCGCCGACCAGGACGUCUUCUUCCAGCACUUCGCGCGGUCCAUGGUCAAGAUGGGCAACAUCUCGCCGCUCACCGGCGGCAACGGCGAGAUCAGGGCCAACUGCAGGAAGGUCAACCGCUACUGAGACUGAAACCGCCGUCGAUCGAUCGAUCGAUCUGUCUGCAGCUUCGUUAAUUUGGUUUAAAUUGUUCUUGUAGAUUGCUCGUCUUUUGGAUGAUCGGUUAAAAUUGUUGUCGAUUAUGUGAUGAAGUGUGUUUUGAUUCGACGGAGGUGGCAUUUGUUGGUUCUGUUUAAUUGUAUGAUUUGUAGUCCACAUUUGAUGUUAUUCCCUUGAAGUUGAAUUGUUGCUAGUCUUUUGGAGGAAA
Messenger RNA from Oryza brachyantha (malo sina), 1356 nucleotides. Its product is annotated as peroxidase 72-like. NCBI's taxonomy places the organism in Eukaryota, Viridiplantae, Streptophyta, Magnoliopsida, Poales, Poaceae. The record is from RefSeq and is a predicted model, not a curated record. Gene Ontology annotation, molecular function: heme binding; peroxidase activity. Bases 132 to 1115 code for a protein of 327 amino acids. The transcript has 4 exons. Gene Ontology annotation, biological process: hydrogen peroxide catabolic process; response to oxidative stress.